AACACCCAACAGGAGAGACAUUGGCUUGUGUGGCAGGAAACUUGAACAAGAUGCAGUCCCUCAACCUUAUCUUCAUGUUGGCACUCGCUGGCACAUCUUCAGCUUGCAAGUACUUCUGCAAAUCACCUGUUACUCAGGAAUAUGAAUGUUGUGAUGAUGGCAAUCCUUACUACAACCCAGAAGAAGAUCAAGGUGUAACAGCUGAAGUAGUGCCCGUGGAUAUUCCAGCCGCAGAAUUACCCAGCGGCCCCUCCAGCAACUGCUAUUAUUACUGCGCCUAUGAUGGUGAAGUCUACUGCUGUGGUGACGUUUCCAGGCCCAGUGAGUACAACGACUCUGACCCCGAGCCUCUCUCUCCGACCAGUACGACCUCUCACGACCCGCCUGACAUCUCUCCCCGACAGCCUGUCCUUUCCUUGACUGAUGCCAACAGACCGAGACCUUCUCCUUCCUCUGACCAAAGGUUUUCCCCAGGGCUAGCGUCGCGUUCCCAGUCUGAUCCCUUGUUAAACGGCACUCUGGACUCUGAGGGCUGACUCGCGAAAUUCUCUGUUGAAGUUGUCACUCAUCCAGAAGAUGGAUCGCAGCGGCGUCCCGUCUCUGAAGCCGACUCACAACUACCUUCGCCUUCCCCUUCACCUCCUGCAACGGCCGGCUAAAGACCAUGAGACUUCUCCCGCCCAGUACACGGUCAAGCCAACGCCCCGGUCUACUCCAUUAUCCGGAGCGAAGCCCAAUAGAGGCAAACCCAAGCGGAAAACUGAGAGCAACUCCUUCAUCGCCCCUUUCACGAAUAUCUUCUCCUUCAUGAAUUUCACAAUGGACAUUCCGGAUAUCUUGGCAGGGUUUGGCAUUGGCGCGGGAACCACAACGCCAGCCCCAACCUCUGUCAAGCCGGUAGGGGUAAGCACUAAUGAGAAAAUGGUGGACGUGGCACUGAGACUCUCAACAAUUGGCAGGGAAGAUACCGCCGUCUACAUCCACAAAGAAGAUAAGGAUACCUGGCUUCCGAUUCUCACCUCAGUGCCGACGGACGACACUGCAAUCUCUACUCCCUCUCUCGACCUCGAUCAUCUUCCUCCUGGCACGAUCAUCUCUGUCCACAAACCCUCCGAACUCAUGGAAGCUCUCUCCUCGGGGACCAGCUUCUACAAUACCCCACUAAAGGGAUUUGAGAAACCAGAGCAACUUUCCAUUUUCUCGGAAGUUUCAGUCGUUGAAAGAGAGCACUCUCAUGGAAAUUCUCAUACUGAAAACAAACCGCCGAUUUAUUAUUACCCAUCUAUAUUACCAGCGAGUUCUGUCCAGGGCCGUUUGCAAGACGAGGCAUCGAAGGUCUCUUAUCAUGUCUCUCCAGAAUCAGUUUUGAACGUCUCUCCUGUAGGCCCUUUUAAGGAACCAGGGGGACCUCCUAUAGGAUCUUCUUAUUCCUCUUUUGUAGCGUCAUCUCCCUCUUCACCUUUAGGAUCACCUCAUUCUGCUCCUCAUCCGUCACCUAUUCAUACUCCACAAGUUUCAGCUGUUCCUAGUCCUUCAUCAUUUGGAGGAUUACCUGCAGCUCCGUCGUAUUCCCCAAUCUUCCCUACUAGCGAUCAAGAAAAUUUGCACUUUAAGAAGCCAAGCAUUAUCGCCGAGGUUCCUCCCCUAGAAAUGGUUCCCCCGCCUAUGGAGCCUCCUCCCGUGAAAAUGGUCCCACCUCCUGUCACUCAAUAUACUCCUGAGAUCGACUUAACAGAAGAUGAAGUUAACGAAUUAAUAGAUUCUAUUUUCUGUGCUUGUGAAAAGGGCGACCCAUGUGACUGUGAGGAACUUAGUGACCUAGUCCUCGUUUUUCCUCCCAAACCUAUGGAACCGUAUGUGUUUUUGCCGCUGGACUCCCUCUCCUCGCCAUCCCUUUCAAAUCGUCUGCCGUCCCUGACCAAGCCUCCUGGAAAUGUGCCACAAACGAAUAUUCAUUCACCUCAGCACCAUCAAGAUGUCUAUCCAGCAGGACCGUCAAUCCAUCAGUAUUCAGGAGCCGUCAGCCAACCUCAGUUCACACAACAACCAAUUUACAAGCACCGAGAGUCUGCACAUCCGCCCGCUCCAGUCUAUAAACAAGUGGAAACAUCCUAUCCACCAGCUCCAGUGUACAAGCACCCAACACCAUCGCUUGCACCAGCACCAGUUUACCAGCACAAAGCACCAUCACAUGAACAAGCUGCAAGUUUUCGACGUACAGCGCCACCGAGUCAACGACCAGCUCCUGUGCAUUUCCAAAGCGCUCCAAUAACCCCCACUGCAUUAAGGCCACAGGCAUUCUCUAUUACAGGGCCAGUUUCCUUUGAGACAGAUGCAUUCACUCUUGAAAUUACAUCUAAUGAAGAAGGCUCAAAAGAGUUCACAUCACAAGAGGUGCGCUCGAAUUCGGUUGAGUCCCCAAACGGUUUUGAAAUCCGAAACCCGCACAAUCUGCUUGACUUCAGGGGCGGCGCAGCGUUGGUGCAUCCAGGACAGGGAUUGCCGUCGCAGUUCGCGAACCACGGCCUUCAGUCUUUCGUUGCUAAAAGGGAGUCACAACCAUCAGUAUACACGCACUCACACGCGCCUCAAUACCCUGUAUCCUACAACCUCGAAUCCAGCCCCUCUCAGGCGAUUGCUUUCCGUUCACAUCCAGGGUCCAACGCCUUUCGUCAUCCACCGGGCAAGACGCCGCAGACAGCUCUGCCAAAAGCUCCUCCGCACUCCAGCUCUUAUCAUCACCCGGAAAUCAAGUUGAAGGAAGCGGUGCCUCAGCCGCAAGCUCGUCCUCUGCAGAGAGACGCUCAGCUGUUUUCAAUCCAGCCGUUGCCCUUGGACUCCUUCCACCAGAUUACAGCGCCCCAGUACUUCCACGAGAAGCCCGUGAUCCAAAUCUUGCCUGAAGCCCCGAAGCCGAAGACAUUCCAGGUAACGGCAACCCCUCGUCCACCCAAGAAUGCGCCGUCGCGGAGAGAGCAGCGACCCGGCACUCCGAGCGGCUCAUCCGGCAGUGCCUUCAGCCCUUCCCCUUCGAUGCAACAGUCGUAUCCAUCUGCCCUGCUGUCGCGCAACCACGCCUCCGCCCACUCGAAGGCUGCCAGUUCCGGCCUGAAGAACAAGCUGUCUAUCGCCCAGCUCCUGUCCUCCGUUGCGCGCCAUUCAUCGGACUCCCUCGUCACCUCCGACUACUCCAACAUUGCCAUCGCCAACCAGCACCAUCCUCCUCCGAGCUCUUCUCCAGCACCCGCCACCGAGUACUCCAACAAUGCCGUCGCCAACUAUCCUCCCAAUACGUCGGCGCCUACUCCGACUCCAGCCUCGUCAUUUCAAACCUUACCGUCGGCGGGAUUGCAAGAAAUAAAGUCGCCGGUAUCAACGUUGUCUUCACAAUCAGUCUCUCCGGUGCCUCCUUUGACGCCAAAGAUAGUACAUUCAGUGUCAUCUUCUGUAAGCUCAUCUUCAUUGCCGCGUCCACAUAAUCAGACUCAUCAAAGUUCGCCUUCGCUGCCAUCAUCGUCACGUGUUCGAUCCCUUUCAAGGGCAGUUUUUACGCGGUCGCCGUCGAUAUCACAAACGACAACUCUGCAGCCAUCUUUAUCCACUUUACAAAAGUCGACUAAGCAUCCUUCCCUCCUGCACCCUCUUCCUUCCCUUCCGGACUCUCCCUCCCUGACCCUGACAGUCCCUUGCCUUGUCAUCCUUCCUCAUGCACGACGAAACAGACUUGGACCAUUCCCGAAAGCCACGAUGAUCACGAUGGAAAAUGCGCCGACGAAGCAGAUCAAGUGUGCAAGUCAACUGGAAUCUUCUUCCUCUCAAAGGCUCAGGCCAAGACAAGCGGCGCCAUCCAGCUGUUUGCCGGAAGCGCAAAGG
Messenger RNA from Penaeus monodon (black tiger shrimp), 3873 nucleotides. Its product is annotated as proline-rich extensin-like protein EPR1. The record is from RefSeq and is a predicted model, not a curated record. Lineage: Eukaryota; Metazoa; Arthropoda; Malacostraca; Decapoda; Penaeidae.